AUGAAAGUGCAGGGGUACGCCAAUGUGGUGACACUUCCUAACGUAACGGGGCGCGUCAUAAUUGUAGGAGACAUUCAUGGAUGUCGGGCGCAAUUAGAGGAUUUGCUUCGUGCGGUCUCCUUCAAGCAGGGGAGUGACACAUUAGUUGCGGUGGGUGACUUGGUGAACAAAGGACCAGAUUCCUUUGGUGUGGUCCGCCUUCUCAAACGCCUUGGGGCUUACAGCGUACUCGGCAAUCAUGAUGCGAAACUGCUCAAACUUGUCAAAAAAUUAGGCAAGAAGGAGUGUCUAAAGGGGAGGGACGCAAAAUCUUCCUUGGCUCCGCUGGCGCAAUCCAUACCUACUGAUGUGGAGACAUAUUUGUCGCAGCUUCCGCACAUCAUCCGCAUCCCCGCCCAUAAUGUGAUGGUGGCGCAUGCUGGACUUCACCCGCAACGUCCAGUGGAUCGCCAAUACGAGGAUGAAGUCACCACUAUGCGUAAUCUUAUUGAGAAAGAACAAGAGGCCACGGGUGGAGUGACGCUUACGGCCACGGAAGAAACAAAUGAUGGCGGCAAGCCGUGGGCCUCGAUGUGGCGCGGUCCUGAAACGGUGGUGUUUGGCCACGAUGCACGGAGAGGUUUGCAGGAACAAUACAAACCGUUAGCAAUAGGAUUGGAUAGCCGCUGCGUGUACGGCGGGAGACUCUCCGCCGCGGUAUUUCCUGGUGGUUGCAUCAUUUCGGUCCCGGGUUGGAACGGAGCGUCGGCGGCGGCCUGA
Messenger RNA from Trypanosoma brucei brucei TREU927, 759 nucleotides. RefSeq names its product diadenosine tetraphosphatase, putative. Lineage: Eukaryota; Euglenozoa; Kinetoplastea; Trypanosomatida; Trypanosomatidae. Bases 1 to 759 code for a protein of 252 amino acids. The record is from RefSeq and is a predicted model, not a curated record. Gene Ontology annotation, biological process: polyphosphate catabolic process. Gene Ontology annotation, cellular component: cytoplasm. The transcript has a single exon. Gene Ontology annotation, molecular function: endopolyphosphatase activity; phosphatase activity.